Molecule: messenger RNA, 513 nt
Organism: Fusarium mangiferae
Lineage: Eukaryota; Fungi; Ascomycota; Sordariomycetes; Hypocreales; Nectriaceae
Exons: 2
Coding region: 1-513 (170 amino acids)
Source: RefSeq, a predicted model, not a curated record
AUGGCCAUUGUAACAGCACUCCUCGCGCCAGUCCAUCUCCUCUCCUUCUCAACCCUUCUCGGCUCUCAACUGUACCAAACCUUUAUCAUCACAAAAGUCACUUUCAAACACCUCCCACGCACUCCCUACAUCAAUUUGCAAAAGAACCUCUUCCCUAUUUUCUUCCAAGGCCAAGCUCUUCUCCUCUUUCUCACAGCCAUAACACUCCCUCCGUACGGUGCACUCUCACUCAUCGAGCACAAGAGCGAUUGGAUACCCUUUGCGAUAUCUGGGUUUGUCUCGGGACUUAAUCUUAUGGUGUUUGGACCGAGGACGAGACAGUUGAUGCUGGAUCGUGUUGAGCAGGGGACGCUGGAAGGGAAGAUGGCAGAGGGGCCGAGUUCUACGAUGGCCAUUAUCAAGAAGCGAUUUACGACUUCGCAUGCCAUGUGUAUUCAUUUGAACUUGAUUGGUUUAGGGGCUCAUCUUUGGUAUACUUGGAGACUGGCAUCCCGCCUCGACUUUUCACUAUAA